Messenger RNA from Chelonus insularis, 4216 nucleotides. RefSeq names its product RRP12-like protein. NCBI's taxonomy places the organism in Eukaryota, Metazoa, Arthropoda, Insecta, Hymenoptera, Braconidae. Bases 118 to 4029 code for a protein of 1303 amino acids. The record is from RefSeq and is a predicted model, not a curated record. The transcript has 2 exons.
AAGAAGCUCCAAUACGACAUGUGUACGGGAGUGUAUUUCAUGUCAAAUUAAAAUAAGUUUUAUUGAAGAAUUCAAUAAGUUUAAUUAAAUCACGUGAAAAAUUGGAUUACUAACAAAAUGGGGAAACUCGGACCUCGGUUAUCAAGCAGAAAGAAGGCGAAAAGGUGGCCUAAAGGCCAAAGUUCAAAUUCUAACCCUCAAACUCGAAAAUAUCGUGAUCAAGCACGAUCUAGAUUUUUUUUCCAAAAUUCAGGUUCUACGGGUUUGACAACUGAUGCACUGAAAAAACAUGAUGCCUUACAAGGUCUGGAUCCUACAGAGAAAAUUGAAGUUGAGGAUGACGAAAGUAUGACAACUGGAACUUUUAAGACGUUUGGUACAUUCGCUAGCAAUUAUAGUAAUUGUACCAAUAUGUCAUUUGGUCGUUUCCUAACUCGUUUCCAGUCAUCAUCGUUAAUCCAUAAAGAGAUGUUGGCUGUUCUUGCAGCAGUGACUGAAGUAAUAAAACAAAAUGGAGGUACCGAAUCAUCAACAGAAUACUACGCUGCAUUUAUGACAACUCUAGAGCAAGCAGAAUCUGAAGAAUCUGUUGCAGCAAUACUUUCUCUACUAGGAAUGGGAUUAAAAACGGUUCCAAAGAAUGUUAUUAAAGCCCAAUUCAGUCAAGCAAGUCAAGUAUUUAUUCAAGUACUUACAAAAUAUGUCGAAACUGACAACUUUUUAAUUCUACGGCAUUGCAUUGGAUGUUUAUCCAUCUUAUUGCGAGCUCUAGAAGCGGUAGCGUGGUCAAGUUCAUCAACAAUGCAAAUACUCGAUGGUAUUCUAACGUUUACUAUCCAUACUAAACCAAAAGUUCGUAAGGCAGCCCAACAUGCUGUUUGUUCAAUUUUAAAAGGAAGUGAUUUAAUGAAAGUUGAUAAUCCACCCGCUUAUCAUCCAGCAGCUUCACAGAUUGCAAAGUAUUGUCUCCAACAAUUUGAAAAUGCUGGACAACCAGGUACAAUUACUACCACUCUUCAUGUUCUGACUCUUUUAAAAGAUAUCAUGCAUCAAUUACCUAAAUCCUACGUCAAAAGUAUUUGUGAAAACCUUCUAAAAAUUAUGACGCUGAAGAAUCCAGUGGUAACAUCUUGUUGCUUUCAAACGUUUCAUAGUCUCUUCGUUUCUAAACCAUCAGAGUCAGUUUUGCCAUCACAAUUGAAUGCACAAAUAAUUAAUGCUCUAUAUGAUUACCAACCAGCUCCUGGAGAUACACAACCAACUCUUGCUUGGCUUGCUGUGAUGCAAGAAGCACAUGCGAAUCUCGCAAAUACUUCUCUUUAUCUCUGUUCAGCGAAUCUUCCACAAAUUGUUGAAAAAUCAACAGAACUUUGGUUGUCUGACAAAACUGAAGUGAUUGCAGCAGCAUCUCAUACAAUUAAAACACUCUUUCAGGUUUGCCUACCACCAAUGUGUGGAGAUGAUGCUUACAAAUACAAAAAGACAUUGAAAAAAAUUAUUCAAUUAAUUCGACAAGGAAUGAAAUAUCAAUACAAUUCAGCAUGGCAUCAUGUUCUCCACUUGAUUGCUGUACUUUUCCAAAUCACAGGACUUACUUGUCAAGAUGAUUUGUCUCCAGUUUUAAUGGAACUUGCAGAGUUGAGAGAUUCCUAUAAAUUUACUUACAAUUCAGAAGUAGAGUAUGCAGUUGGAGCGGCAGUCAAAUCAAUGGGACCUGAAGUAGUUCUUGGAAAAAUUCCCUUACAAACUAUUACUGAUGGAAUCGACUUGAGAAGAAGUUGGCUGCUUCCUGUAUUAAAGGAUUGUAUCAGCAAGGCUUCGCUUUCCUAUUUUAUCAAUCAUAUGUUACCAUUAGCUACCAUGUGCGAAAGAAAACAUAAAGAGUUGAAGGACAAAAAUGAUGGAAUCGGUGCUCAUAGUUAUGAGUUAUUAACUUCACAAAUUUGGGCUCUUCUUCCAAGCUUCUGUAAUAAUCCCAGUGAUAUUAAGGAUAGUUUUAAGAGUAUUGCAAGAGUUCUUGGAAUGGCAAUAAGUGAUAGGAAAGAUUUAAGAUUGUCAGUAAUGGCUUCAUUACGUAAAUUAAUCAAUAAAUCAGUUGAAAAUGAUAAAAAAGAGGAUGUCGAAGAAUUAGCGAGGUUUGCUAAAAAUUAUUUACCUUUAUUGUUCAAUUUAUAUACUACAAAACCUAAUGGAUCUGAUGAAGAAGGUCAACGACUUGCUGCUUUUGAUACAAUUAAAGUUUACUUAACUAUUACUUCUAAGGAAUUAUGUGGGGAACUGUUCGAUAAAGCUCUUAGCAAACUACAGGAGCCAGAUCAGAAUGACUUUGUUAAACAAGCUGUGUUUGAUUUGAUUAGAAUUUUAACACAAUUUACUGAUCAAAAUCGGCUUCAAGGAUUGUACGAAAAGUGUAUACCUAUUUUGAUGGAUGAUAAGAAUUCUAAGGACCAAAAGAAAGCUUACAGAUUCUUGGAAGAAAUUUGUGGAAGUUCCCAUCAAGUUUGUAAAGACUUUGUUUCUGAGAAUCGCAAAGGUAUUCAGAAAAUACUCAUUAGAGCAACACCAACAGUUUGUACGACGAGUCGGGGAGCCCGAUUACGUUGCAUUGGUCAUUUAGUUAAAACUCAUCCUAAACUAGAAAAAACUGAAUUCCUUAAGUCUAUUGUUCCUGAAAUAGUUAUGUGUGUGAAAGAUUUAAAUGAAAAAUGUAGAACAUCUGCUUAUCAACUUCUCAAUGAUAUUGCGGAUAAAUUUAUGAGUAGUCCUGGACACUUUGAUGAUUAUAUUCAAAUGAUCACAGUCGGUCUUGGUGGAACACCGACUUAUGUUAGCACAACUCUUUUGAGUUUAGCAAAUCUAACAUAUAAAUAUAAUGGAUCGAUAGGUGCAGCAAGAAAUCAAGAGAUUUUAAAUUGUACGUGUACUCUUCUAACAGGUCCGACAAGAGAAGUCGUUUUAUCAGCUUUAAGUUACAUUAAAGUAUAUUUGUCUUCAUUUCCGACACCAGUAAUAGGACCUAAUUUGCCAACAAUUAUUCAAGGUCUUACUGGAAUGACAGAUGAUUGUAAACGACAUUUUAGACAAAAGGUUCGUGAUAUUUUAGUUAAGUUAAUCAGAAAGUUUGGUUUUGAUACAAUUGUGGGAAUGAUUCCUCAAUCAGAUGAAUUAAUGCAUAAAAGAAUUAAGAAUAUUAAAAAAAUUGAAGCUCGUAAACAGAAACUUAAAGAAGAAAAGAAAGAGCAGAAGAACAAAGAUGAUAGCGAUGAUGAAUUCAAUGUUAAUAGAAGACCUAAGAGUAUGGAAGAAAUUUUGGCUGAUAGUGAAGAAGAAUUUGAUGAUAGUGAUAUUGAGACAGAAAAGAAUGCUAAGAAGAAAACAGGAAAGCAGACUUGGAUUCAAGAGAGUGCUGAAAAUAUCGUUGAUUUUGUGGAUCCUUCUGCUGCAAAGAAUAUCACAGCCACGAAACCUGGACAAAAUUUGAUGUCUGGAAUAACCAAGAAAAAUAAAUCAAAAGAUCAUGGAUUCAAGACCUCUGAAGAUGGACGAUUAAUUAUUAAAGACAGCGAUGAUGAUGAUGAUGAUGAUCUUGAAAAUGAACAAAAGAAGAAGAAAAAGAACAAACUUCCAUUCCUCGGGAGUGAUUCUGAUGAUGAUUAUGAAGAUAAUGAUGAGGAUGAUAGUAAAUCUGUUGCUUCCAGUAAAGCAGGUUUACCUAGAAAACGUAAACUCAGUGGAAGUACUGAUGCUAAUAGUGUUUCAACGUCCAAAUAUAGAGCCGGUGGAUCUGGAAUUCAUCGGCCAUUAAAAUCAGCUAAAGUUGAGUCAGCUCCUGGAUCUGAAUACAAAUCAAAGAAAGCUAAAGGAGACAUUAAAAAGAAAGGAAAGCAUGAUCCUUAUGCUUAUCUUCCUUUGACGAGAGCAGCUUUGAAUAGAAGAAAGAAAUUAAAGAAUAAAGGGAAAUUUAAGGGUAUCAUUUCUGGUGCCAAAAAAGGAGCUCAAAUUGGAAGUAAAGCUAGGCGAAAGAAAUAAGGAAUUAAUUUUUCUUACAGACUGUUAUUAUUAUAAAUUGUAAUAAUAGUUUUGAUUAAUUAUUAAUGAUAAACAUGAAUUUUACUUUUAAUUUGAAAAAAUUGAAUAAUUUAUUUUAAUAUGUACGUUUAGUUUACAUAUAGACUUUGUAAUUUUAAGCUUAUGUAAAUAAACCUUACAUACCAUU